Messenger RNA from Pleurotus ostreatus (oyster mushroom), 438 nucleotides. RefSeq lists its product as uncharacterized. The transcript has 4 exons. The record is from RefSeq and is a predicted model, not a curated record. Bases 1 to 438 code for a protein of 145 amino acids. NCBI's taxonomy places the organism in Eukaryota, Fungi, Basidiomycota, Agaricomycetes, Agaricales, Pleurotaceae.
AUGGCUCGUUUCAACGCAUCCGCACUCCUUGCUAUUUUCUUCUUUGCUUUCUUCGCGCUGGCUGCCCCCGUCGUUGAAACUCGACAAAUCGGCAAUCUCACCUGCAAUGUUGCCCGCCUGAGAAUUGUCGGUGCGCUCGCCGCUACCAACAACGAUGUUAGCAAGAUCAGCACGGCGGAUGCAACCGCGGCUGAUGCCGUCACCACAGCUAAGUCUGGGCUCUCCAGUGCUGGUGCUGGUAUCAAGACCAUUGCCGGUGCUAUCUUGACGGGCCAGAAAGCGCCCGCCGCUGCUCGCGACCAGGUUGAGCAGGGCCUUACCGACGCCCAAACGGCUCUGCAGUCCAUUGAUGGGACUGAUCCCGCUGUCACCACCGCUCUGGGCAACAUGGCGAAGGCUAUCAAGGCAGGACAAGAUGUCGUUGCCAACUGCAAGUAA